AUUAAAAGAUUAACUUUGAGCCUUCAGCCUCUUCUUUAGCAUGAACUGUGGGUAGUGGUGUGUUUCCUAACACCUCCGGCAGUGAGCCAGGCUUUGAGUGACUGUGUCUAAACACCGCUUUCCCUGAGGACUGGAAGAUGUUAGAAUCAGGUCCAGAAAUGUCCUUGGUGUGUCUGACAGACUUUCAGGCCCACGCACGAGAGCAUCUGUCUAAGUCAACUCGGGAUUUUAUUGAAGGUGGAGCUGAUGACAGUGUCACGCGGGAUGACAACAUUGCAGCAUUUCAAAGAAUUCGCCUCCGUCCCCGGUACCUGAGAGAUGUGUCUGAGGUGGACACCAGAACCACAAUCCAAGGGGAGGAGAUCAGUGCCCCUAUUUGCAUCGCACCCACAGGGUUCCACUGCCUUGUCUGGCCUGAUGGGGAAAUGAGCACAGCAAGAGCUGCCCAAGCAGCUGGUAUCUGCUACAUCACCAGCACAUUUGCCAGCUGUAGCCUUGAAGACAUUGUUAUUGCAGCUCCCGAAGGCCUCCGAUGGUUCCAACUCUAUGUGCAUCCAGACCUGCAGCUGAACAAACAGUUGAUCCAGAGGGUAGAAUCCCUAGGUUUCAAAGCUUUGGUAAUUACUUUGGAUGCACCUGUAUGUGGCAAUAGGCGACAUGACAUUCGAAACCAAUUGAGGAGGAACUUAACACUAACAGAUCUUCAAUCACCUAAAAAGGGAAAUUCAAUACCUUAUUUCCAGAUGACUCCUAUCAGCACUUCUCUCUGCUGGAAUGAUCUCUCCUGGUUUCAGAGCAUAACUCGAUUACCCAUCAUCCUUAAAGGGAUUCUGACAAAAGAGGAUGCAGAGUUAGCUGUGAAGCACAAUGUCCAGGGCAUCAUUGUUUCCAACCAUGGUGGGAGGCAGCUUGAUGAGGUUCUCGCUUCAAUUGAUGCUUUGACAGAAGUGGUGGCUGCUGUAAAGGGGAAAAUUGAAGUCUACCUUGAUGGCGGGGUCCGAACUGGCAAUGAUGUGCUGAAGGCUCUGGCCCUUGGGGCUAGGUGCAUUUUUCUUGGGAGACCAAUCUUAUGGGGUCUUGCCUACAAGGGUGAACAUGGUGUUAAGGAAGUUUUGAACAUUUUAACAAAUGAGUUCCACACUUCCAUGGCACUUACAGGUAAGUUAAAAACAUUUUUUUCCCUGAUUUGGAACUUAAAGCAGGAUGGCGAAAGAAUAGGAAUAGCAGUCCUUCCCUCUAGCUGACCCUUUCCUGACAUGGUAGCUGUCCAAAAUAUAGGACAGGCAGGCAACAUUCAAGACAAAGAUUAAGCAGUAUUCUCUGCCCAGUGGAAACCAGAGCUCUCCUCAAGAUCAUUGUCAGUUCUGGGGAGUGUCACCUCUGGCUCUGAAUUCUUGCUUCUGUUGAAUUCAUUCAAUUUGUGGACUAUUGACAUAUCCCAUGCCUGCUGUUUCUGUCCACUCCAAUCAACCCAGGCAUGAAACUCAACUCUUUUCUAUGCUUCUAUUUUUAGGAAAAAACCUUCUCAUUAGUAUAUUUUUGUGAAUAAUACAUUUUGCCAAAGUUAUGGUGCAUACAUCAUAAAUAUGGAAAGAACUCCCAGUUAAACAUUAUGCAGUCUGUUACUGAAUUCUUUCAGCCUUCUUAUCACCAGGGACUUCUCAUUGCCUACUCAAGCCCACAACUCCCCAGCCCCAUAACAUCAUGCCAGCUUCUCUUUCUCCCUUCUUUUACUUAUCUGGAGUUACUCUCUUCAAUCCUUAUGGCCAAUCUGAGCUACAGUCAUAAUUGUACGUAUUAAUUAAUAUCUUCUUCUAAAGAAGAGUCUUUUCCUUUGACAGAACUUUCCUUUAGAAGGCAAUAGUUAUGUGGAAUACUCACCCCAUCUCUUUUACUAUCUAUGUGUCAUAGUCCUCCCUAACAGAUACUUCCUAUAUCCCUGAGCCUUAUCAAAACCAAGAUAAAGAUCAAAGACAUCUAUUGCACACAAGAGUUGAUUUAGAAAAUGCUAAAAUAGGGCUUUUACAUGUUUACCCUGACAUUUUGACACAGCUGUGUUCAGAGAUGACAUGGGCUCAGGUUCACAGAACAAUUCCCAAUGCAAACAGAAUUACAUUAUUCAUUCUGUAUGUAAACCAUUUAUAAGAGUGAGCACAAAGAUCAAGUCAGACUUGUUCCCCUUCAUGAC
Molecule: messenger RNA, 2188 nt
Organism: Chlorocebus sabaeus (green monkey)
Lineage: Eukaryota; Metazoa; Chordata; Mammalia; Primates; Cercopithecidae
Source: RefSeq, a predicted model, not a curated record